GAUCUCUGAACACGCCGCGCCUGCCAUCGUACAGCUGUCCAUCGAAGCCAUCGAACAUCAUCGAUUGCAGCGGUGGUGGCGAGACCAUGGCCGAGCUCGUCGCUGAAGUACCGCCGCUGCUGAGGGCUGACCAAGCCGAACAGCACUAUGCUAGUGCUGUUCGGACCGCGGUCGCUGCCUGCGCGGCCGACACGGCGGGCCAGACGUGUUUCAUUUGUAUGGACGGCAACGACGAAGAGGGCCUCGUGCGCGGGUGCGCCUGUCGCGGGGCGGCCGGAGUUGCGCACGUGUCGUGCUUGGCGCGGCAGGCCCAGGUCGCGGUCGAGCGCGCCCAUAGGGGGUGGAUGCGGUGGGACACGUGCGGCCUGUGCGAGCAAAAAUACCACGGCGUCGUGGCGUGCGCGCUUGGGUGGGCGUGCUGGAAGACGUAUUUGGGGCGGCCGGAGGAUGAUUGGGCUCGGGGGAGCGCGAUGACGCUGCUUGCCAACGGUUUAUCCGCUGCAGAACACCACGAGGACGCGUUGCUCGUGUACGAGGCCGAGUUGUCUAUGCUGCGACGCAAUGGCGCACCAGAGGACCGUCACGCAAUUCGUCACGCAAUUCUCGCCGUGCAGGGAAAUCUUGCGAACACGUAUCAAGCGCUGAAACGGCAUGAAGAGGCCCUGCGGAUGCGACGCGACGUCUACUCUGGAUAUUUGAAGCUUCACGGCGAGGAAAAUGAACAUACCCUCAUAUCAGCCAGCAACUACGCGGCGUCCGUUCUUCGGGUAAAGCGCUUGGAAGAAGCCAAGUCGGUGCUGCGCAAGACGAUGCCGGUGGCGCGACGCGUUCUCGGAGAGAAUGACGAGACCACACUCAGGAUGAGGUGGUAUUAUGCGGAGGCGCUCUACAAAGACAACGGCGCGACGCUCGACGAUCUCCGCGAGGCCGUGACGACGAUGGAGGAGAUUGAACGGACCGCGCGGCGCGUGUUCGGUGGCGCAAACCCGGUCACAGUGGGGAUUGAGCGCCGUCUGCGAAAAGCGCGAGCCACCCUCGCCGCCCGCGAGACGCCGUCGCCGGGGAGCGCGUAAAGACCAUCCUGAGC
Molecule: messenger RNA, 1087 nt
Organism: Pelagomonas calceolata
Lineage: Eukaryota; Pelagophyceae; Pelagomonadales; Pelagomonadaceae
Source: the annotation of a GenBank genome assembly